Anarrhichthys ocellatus (wolf-eel) is the source of this 5791-nucleotide messenger RNA. It is a transcript of the gene lingo2, whose product is annotated as leucine rich repeat and Ig domain containing 2. The coding region runs from base 1876 to 3717 and encodes 613 amino acids. Gene Ontology annotation, molecular function: protein binding. The record is from RefSeq and is a predicted model, not a curated record. Lineage: Eukaryota; Metazoa; Chordata; Actinopteri; Perciformes; Anarhichadidae. Gene Ontology annotation, cellular component: plasma membrane. The transcript is spliced from 2 exons.
UUGAUUGGCUGAGCCGCAUCACGUGAUGUGAUUUACAACGCAUUGGUCGGUGCGUUUCCUGCACCGCUCAACAAGUGCCGUAACAGCUGAAAAAGUUGCGACGGUUAAAAUAGAAGCGCCCUGUCAAAAUAAAAUAGAUUUUAGGUCCUGGGUCCGGAUACAACGGCGUCUGGGUCCGGAUCCGGACCGCGGUCCGCCAAUUGGCGACCCCUGCUUUAGAGGAUGGCAAAACCAAAGGACUCAAAUUGGAACCUUAUUAGUAUUUCAUUAAUGCGCCUUUUACCUUGUUCUCCAGUGUUGCUCCAGUAAUUAACGCUAUGUUGCGUUCUCUCUCUCUCUCUCACACCACAGGAAGCUUUCAAUGGAAGGCGAUUCCUCAGUCGAGGUAGUGCUAUAUAGCUGGACAUAAGCGCAGGCUAUUCUUAGUAUCUGAUCACACAAUAAUUUUGCUUUCACUCUCAACAACAUAACAUGUACUUUAUUUUUUUAAUUUUUUGGCAAAGCCGUUAUACAUGUGAAAAUGGAGUAAAUAAAAGCGAUGAUGAGCGGUAGCACCAAUGGACUGUUUUUUCACUAAAUUAUUGAUAUUAUUUGUUUAUGUGGAUGUUUAUUCAAUUAGCCCCACUACCAUUCUUCCUUAUUAAGAUGCAGGCCCUGCACACAAUUAACGAUUGCUGCCACAUCAUACCAUACAAAAUAACUCUGCUGAUUAAUUGUUGUCAUUGCUAUAUUAUUGUCUAUGAUUGGUUUGAUUGAAUUUGCUUCUUGAGUCACAUGCAAGGUGCUUAUCACCCGUGAACCCACAAAAUAAUUACUCGGGCUUAUCUUUAUGACCUUUGAAGGUAAUGUUCUGUGCCGUGCCGCCUGGCUCGGAGUUCCAGGAAACGUAGCUAAGGAAAUUCAAUACUGCCAAUAAUGAAUAGCAAUCAAGUCUCUUCGCGAUGGAAUUAAUCUCAGCACAGUGGCUUGUGCAAGGUCUAACCUCUUCACGGGAGGCACAGUGCAGAACCUCACCGAUCCACCAGCUCACAUACACACCUUCACACCGCCUUCCCCCAAUGUCUCCAUUCCCACAUUUCACACUCCAUUGAAAAACUGCCCUCUGAAUGAUAUAUGGGUGAGAACAGGUAUGCGGAUGUCAUUUUUCACCCUAUCCACUCACUUCCCUCUCUCCACGUCGGUAGAUGGUUGGCCUGGCUGGGCCCGGGGAUCUUGUGAAAUGCGAUUCCCAGCAUCUAUAUAUUUUUUUAUGGUUGAGGGUAAACCCACAAGAUGGAUAUGCUCCCUGCUGGCCAGAGCUUUUUGAAGAAAGCUCGACUGAUACCCUGCUGUCACAUGUAGGAGGCCUUUAUAUGAUUAGAUUAUUUAUUUAAGGGCUUUAACCUAAAGCAUAGUAUUCAGUUGUAGUCUUUAUCUUAAAAAUGUGUUUUAGAGUCUAUCCCUUGAGAUAUUCUUUGUACGUAUUUUAUCUUCGAAGGGGUGUGGUCCAUCAACAACAUCCAAUUUGGAGUCCCAUGAGAACAGGUAAUUAACGUUUAACCAGAACUUCAUCCGUGAACUGUGCUGAAAGUGGCACCACUGAUAAAACCGUGAAGCUCAUUUUACUUCUUUUAAACAGUUUGAUGAGGUGUUAACUCACAAAAUGAUAAUGGGAACCUGCUGGCAUCUGUUGUCUUUCUGCGCUUAUUUUGUGAUGCCACAACACUGUAUUUUCCCUGUGGUGUAAUAGCAUGAAUUAACAAGAAUCGAGUUUUUGUCGCCUAAAAGUGACACCAAUGUAGCUUUGUUGGCAUUUUCAUAUUUUCAUCUAGGCCUUGAUAUUAUUCUCUCUCCUUUUGCUCUCGUUUGCCGCCCGUGAUGUAGAACCGUGACAGAAUGGUCGACUGUAUGAGCAAAGUCAUGCUGCACACGGUCGUCUCAUGCUGGCAACCAUUCCUGGGACUGGCCCUCGUGGCUGUCUUUGUGGGUUCCACCCUGGGAUGUCCCUCGCGCUGCGAGUGUUCAGCGCAGACCAAGGCAGUUGUCUGUCACCGCAAGCGCAUGCCCACCAUCCCGGACGGCAUCCCGACCGAGACCAGAAUCCUGGACCUUAGUAAGAACAAGCUAACAAUGAUCAAUCCUGAUGAUUUUUUUGCCUUUCCUGGGCUUGAGGAACUUGACCUCAGUGGAAAUAUUAUCAGUUAUGUUGAGCCUGGAGCUUUUAAUGCCCUGUUUACCAUGCACUCACUCAGUCUCAAGAGCAAUCGUAUCAAGCUCAUUCCUCUGGGCGUCUUCACAGGCUUAACAAAUCUUACCCAACUGGAUAUAAGUGACAACAAGAUCGUCAUCCUACUGGAUUACAUGUUCCAGGACUUGCACAAUCUGAAGUUUUUGGAAGUGGGUGACAAUGAUCUGGUUUACAUUUCUCACCGUGCAUUCAGUGGACUUUUAAGCCUGGAGAUGCUAACCUUAGAAAGGUGCAACCUUACAGUUGUACCCACUGAGGCCCUUUCCCACCUGCAUAACCUGGUCAGCCUCCAUUUACGAUACCUCAGCAUCAGCACUUUGCAUCCUUACUCAUUCAAAAAGCUGUUCCGGCUGCGGCAUUUAGAAAUUGAUAAUUGGCAUUCUCUAGACCAUGUGCCAGCCAACACCCUGCAUGGCCUAAACCUGACCGCUCUGUUCAUAACCAACACCAACAUAUCCUCCUUCCCUUACCAAGCCCUGAAGCAUCUGCCCUACCUGACAAACCUCAACCUGUCCUUCAACCGCAUCAGGCACAUUGAAGGUGGGAUGCUGAUGGAACUGGUACGGCUUCAAGAGCUCCAUCUGGUUGGAACUCAGUUAACCACCAUUGAACCAUAUGCCUUCCAGGGCCUGCGGGGACUCAAAGUCCUUAAUGUCUCUCACAACCGACUGGAUACACUGGAGAAGGGUGUUUUUCAGUCUCCUGAGGCUCUGGAGGUUCUUCUGAUUGACAACAACCCCUUGGUGUGUGACUGUCGUCUCAUGUGGAUCCUACAGAAAAGGCACUCCAUCUUCUUUGGGGAAUCGCAGCCAGAGUGCAGCACACCUGAAGGGAUUCGUGGCAGGCCUUUUAAAGAGUUUAAGGAGACUCUCCUGUCUUAUUACGUGACAUGUACUAAGCCAAGAAUUCGUGAGAACAAAACACAAACAACCACUGUGGAUGAGGGCCAGCAGGCGAUGUUGCGCUGCAGUGCUGAAGGAACACCAAGGCCCCUGGUGUCCUGGUUGUCCCCACGUCGACGAGUUCUGACAAGUAGGAGCCAUGGAAGAGUUACUGUCCACAACAAUGGUACACUGGAGAUCAAGUCAGCAGAGGUGCAAGACAGCGGCGUGUACCUUUGCCUUGCCUCCAACAGUGCUGGGAAUGACACCCUGAUGACUUCAUUGGCGGUGAAAAGUCUGGGAUCACUGUAUGCUAACAGGACCCAGUACUACACAGAUCCCAGCAAUACCACUGCCAACGCCACGGCCGGUGUGACCCUCGGUUUAGACCUAAAGACUAUUUUAGUGUCAACUGCCAUGGGUUGUUUCACAUUCUUGGGAGUGGUCUUGUUUUGUUUCCUGCUUCUUUUCGUUUGGAGCAGAGGGAAAGGAAAACAUAAAAACAACAUUGAUGUUGAAUAUGUGCCUCGGUCAAAGUCUAACGGCACUAACGUUGACUCCGCAGAGGGACAAGCUGGUCCUCGUCGUUUUAACAUGAAAAUGAUGUAACUUAUUUUAUAGAUCCAAGAUUCUGGACUGUGGAAAUGCCCAAAGUACAAUGUAUUUUUGAAAAUCAGACUACUGAACUUCCCACUGCUUCUGGGAGAGUGGUAGUGAAAACAUUUGGGGCAUCAUAACAAGAUGAGCAGUAUCUUAAAUCACUGGAUGUUGACAUAAUGCUUGAAUAUACUGUGUUCUUAAAUACCGAAAGUCGUAGAAGGACAUCCUCUGACAUGACUGCCUGCGGGCAACUUCUUCAACAUGGAUAAGGAGUGAAUACUGUUGCCGCUAUGGGGACCUGAAGGGAAUAUGUGUCAUUUAUCAGCUUUUUGAAGUUUAUAUGCCCAAAAGAAGAACGUUUCAGUUUUGGGUUGGAUCUACAGACUUGGCUGAACCAUGUACAGUACAAAUUUGUAACUAAGCUAUUAACCUACUUUGUUUAGUCUUGCGCCAUGCUUAUUCACUGAACAAAUCAAUGAAGCAGACCAUCAUUUCCUAUGUUCCAUACUUUGCAUAUAUGUACCUAAUGCUUCAUUAUGUACAUGUAUAUUCAUUCAAAAGAACUAUUCAUAGCAAUAUUCAUGGGAUGCAUUAGCCAAAAUUGAUAUACCCGAUAUGUUCAGCAAGAACAUUUUUCAGACUUUUGAAGAUUCCAUGGAUUCAGGAAGGGCUUCUAUGGGUGAUUAUAUGUCCCCGCUCCCCCAAUUGACUCCUAGAUAUUAAUAAAUAUAUAUUAUUUAUCAAUGAAAAAAUAAGAAAAAAUAUUUUAUUUAUGUAAAAUGUUGAGCAUUUUACAAAAAUCAGUCCUCAAACAUUGUUCACUUGGAUUAACAUAACGGUGACCCAGUAUUGGUCAAAGUACCUAUGAACCACCUCUUUGUCCUAUUUUUGUCUCUUUUUUUAUUACUUUAACUGUACCGUUGCUGGUUGGCAAAAUACAUGUGUCAAUUUUACUACAGUGACAUUUGCAUAAUUCUCCCCAGUAGGAAAUUUGGACUUUGUUGUGGUAGUUCCUCAUUUUGUUGUUGAAUCAUUUAGAUUGUGAAAACUUCAAAGUAAAAGUAAAAAAAAAUGUAUGUGAAAUAAAUGAAGAUGUAUUUGUACCAAUGAGUCUGACUAAAUGGCUAAUACGUAAUGAAAUCUUCAGCCUCAAUGAUGGACAUCACAGUCCUCUUACGAGUAUUGAGGUAUGGAACAACAUGCAGCAAUGACAUAAGGAAUUUGUACUUUUUUCAUGAACUCAUGACCAGGUCUUUAAGUUUUCAGAAACAUUUUUUUAAAAAUGUGACUUGUCCACCAUUUGGUACAACAUGACAGUAUAUAAAAAUAUGAGAUAUGUUAUUACUUACAUAUACCGUACUUAAAAAUACCAAUAUAUUAAAGGAUUCUAACAUGCAAUGAUGCACAGCUGUAAUACUUCCCUAUAAAGUUCAUUCAUUUUGAUAACAGUAAUGUGUGAGAAAACUGUCUCAGUAUUGCUAAACUUUAAUAUUUUGUAUAACAAUAUGGACAAUCCCAUGACAGUACAUUACCAAACAUUUACUGUUGUGCUGUAUAAAUUUAUUGAAGUCACAGCUGGAUUACAAAAAUCUCUGCCAAUGCAUUUCAAUUCAGUUUCCAUAAAUGUACUAAGCCUACUUGUCAUAGGGAACUGCUCCAGUAAAACUGCAUAUUAUGCUACAAAAAAGAAAAAAUGUUACCCAAGAGCCAUUAAAUUGUUCUGAUGUAUGCUUUAAUCAGUAAUUGCCUCACGCAAACUAUGGUGAACCACCCACUAGUUCUGACUUGCACAGUGCAUACAGGUCAGCAUAAGUUUUGCACAUUACAUUUGAGUUUUCUCAACAAAAAAAUACAUUCAAAUUGACUGUUAAAAACUAACAAAUUUUUCCAAUUGAGUUACUUAUAAAUACAUGAGAAUGUUCUCUAAAGUAGUGUGUGAAACAAUCAAGGAAACUAAAACUUGAUCCCUUGUACAGUUUCUGAAACAGCAAUAGUUGCUGGGGGAAAGCACACCCAAAUUAGGUGUUGGUCAUGGAAGUGGUACAUUUUGAACAGAAGAUGGCCACACACUGAGCACCAAUUA